CACAAGAGUAGGAAAAUGUAUAUAUGUAUUUAUUAUUUUUAGAAAUUACGCUCUUUACGCAGUAAUGGAUAACGUAUGGCUACGAACGGGUUUGUUUAAAUUUGGUUACUCUAAGCUAUUAGUCCUAGAUGGGGUGAACGAUAUAUCGUGGGGUGAAAAUGGAAGUAACACUUCAAAAUUUAACAAAUUGCAACCGCGAAGUAUAGGUAUUGCUGUAUUUUUCUAGAACCUCCUAAUUUAUGCAUAUGACAUAAAUCGUGGAACUAAUUACAUAUAGGUUUAGAAACGAUAUUUUUGAAAUGUAAUGAAACUAUUUAUAGGACCAAGAAAUAUUUAUUCAGAUUGUACUUCUGAUACGUCGCUUUGCCGCUAAAAUUUAAAGUCUCGAGUUCAAUAUAUCACUAUAAAAUCAGUGUUUAAAAUUUUUAAUGCUACGGAAGUUCAAAAAGUCAAGUUAUUGGGCGAGUACCAGGGUCUUGCUGAUGUCUCGAUGUCUCAGUAAGUCGCCUUUUCCGGGGCACAGCGAGAGCCUUUAGGGCAGGGUUAUCGGCGGCGCACUGCGCAUGUGCGGCACUGGCGCCCUAAAGUCUCGCGAGGCCCUACUAACACCCGUGCGGAGCCCGACCGGUGUCAGUUCACUCGUGGACAACCAGCCAAACGAACGUCCCUAAACAAUACGCGAUUUAACCUAAUAAUGUACGCACUUCGAGCUCACCCAGCACGGAUUACAUAGAGGAGGUAAAUAAUUAAAUAUUCGAGAUGAAACGCGAAGCGCAUGGAGACGAUGGCCCCAUACAAAAGCGUCACCGGCAUACUGAAGAGGAGCUCACCUUCCUUAUACCGAGUAAGGUGGCGGGCUCAAUUAUUGGGAAAGGGGGAUCGAAUAUUUCAAAGCUGAGAAGUCAGUUUAAAGCCUCUAUAACAGUCCCCGAUUGCCUCGGCCCCGAACGUGUACUCACAAUCACUGCUGGGGAUUUGGAUACGAUUAUGGAUAUCGUGAGAGAGAUCUUGCCAAAUUUAGCUGAUGCGACAAAGGCUGGCAGUGAUGACUUGGAUGUCCGUCUACUGAUACACCAGAGCAGAGCUGGCUGCGUCAUUGGCAAAGCUGGUACCAAGAUCAAGGAACUUAGAGAGAAAACCGGCGCCCGCCUGAAGAUAUUCUCGAACCCGGCGCCGCAGAGCACGGAGCGCGUGGUGCAGCUCGUCGGCCGCAAGGAGGCGAUCGCGGCCGGCAUUCGGGAGGUGCUCGAGCUUGUGCAGCAGGUGCCCGUAAGGGGACCCGUGCAGAACUAUGACCCGCACAACUACGAUGAUUUCUACGCUGAGGAAUACGGCGGGUUCGGAAACGGGCAAGAAAGCAGAGGCCCCAGGGGGGGGCCUCCCAGCCGGGGGCCCAGGCCUCCCGUAGGGCCCGGGAACAGGGGGCCUCCUCCACGCGGAGGGCCCCCGAUGUCCAGAAACGGGCCUCCCCCACGACCGUUCAACGACUUCAACUCGUCAGGUCCCAGAGGGAACUUUGGACCUCCAAGAGGAGGGUUCAGUAGCAGCAGUAGCAGUAGUAGUGCGUUUGGAGGCAACAGGAGCGGCGGCGGUGGGGGGAGUAGCUUCAACAGCAGUAACAGUAGCCAGCAAGAGACGACCACACAAGUCACUAUACCGAAAGAUCUAGCGGGCGCGAUAAUCGGCAAAGCGGGGUCCCGGAUCCGAAAGAUACGCGCCGAGAGUGGUGCGUCGAUAGAGAUCGCGGAACCUUUAGCCGGGGCCAGUGAUAGAGUGAUCACUAUCACGGGCACACCACACCGCAUACAGAUGGCGCAGUAUCUGCUGCAACAGAGUGUACACGAAAGCAACCCGUCUCUCGGCCGCGGCGGAAACUUUUGAUUGGUAUUAACAUGAAAUGGUUACCUACAUUAAGAUAUUUUGGUAACAAGGAGGCUCAUUUUGUACCUAUUCUGAUUACAUUAUACAUAGAUCAUAUUUGUAUGAAAUCUAAUCAAUUGCUACGGGUUGUAAUAUUCUUGUGAAAUUUUUAUGAGAUGUGCAUUUAUCAUUAUUAAUACAAAGUUUAUUAAGAUUAAUCAAUAGCAAUGGUUCGAUUCAGCGAUGGUUUGUCACAUCGAUCUAUUUUUAAGUGAUAGAGUAUAGCAAUGAAAUAAAUAGUAUAUUUUGUGA
Molecule: messenger RNA, 2172 nt
Organism: Colias croceus (clouded yellow)
Lineage: Eukaryota; Metazoa; Arthropoda; Insecta; Lepidoptera; Pieridae
Gene: HnRNP-K
Product: heterogeneous nuclear ribonucleoprotein K
Exons: 11
Coding region: 760-1881 (373 amino acids)
Biological process (GO): regulation of mRNA splicing, via spliceosome; regulation of transcription by RNA polymerase II
Cellular component (GO): cytoplasm; nucleus
Molecular function (GO): mRNA binding
Source: RefSeq, a predicted model, not a curated record